CGUUGCUUUACGGCUCUCAGUGCCCCAUGCUGGAGGAGGCGUGGUACUGAAGCUUAACAUGGCAAGCCCUUUCCUGUGGAGGUUUGUUGCAUUUACUCAGAGACACAGAAGUAGGCUACUUGCAAUCUCUUCAGUCGGCCUCUUUGCGGUUAACAUAACUUACCACGUGUUCCCAGAACAAACCUUCAGAGCUCUGUAUCAGGGUUGGUAUAAAGGUCAGCCUGCAGAGCUCACAGAAAAUUUGCAGAACCGUUUCCAGGAAGUCCUUCAGGAUUUGCAAGUUAGGUCAUCCACUGAUUAUACUCCAUUUGCAGCCUUUGGAUUUCAUCCUGUAAGUGCAGGUAUCCCCUGGCUCCCAAGUGGUUGUUUAAUUGGCAUUCCUGCUAAUUAUAGCAACACACAGGAGAAUGGGGUGGGAAUUAUGGACAGAGUGCUAAUGAUAAAUGGAAAGGAAGUAGAUUGGAACAGUGAGCAUGGAACCUAUUUACAACAGGCCUUACAUUUUUCUGUAGAAGCUCAGAAAUUUUCUUUGGCCCGAGAAGUUGUGCAUGCCCAGAGCAACAGUCCUGUUAUACAGGCAUUUGUGGCUCCUUCUUGUUUUACUGGUGUCUGUCUCUCUGGUGUGGCAAUAAAACAGAUUCUAGGAUUGUAUUCUGGGCCAAUGAUAUUAAGAGGACUGCUCAAUAUUGGACUUGCUGUGAUUGGACUCGCUGGGUAUUUUCUAAGCUAUGAUGCAGUCAGUCAGUGGCUGGAUUACCAAUCUGACAAGAAGGUGGCCAGUAUUUCUAAAGCAUAUGCCCAUGGUGGAUUGGAGUUUUAUGAUAAAAUACUUGCACGUAACAGGACCUUGCGUUAUCUAAUGGGAGAGCAAGGAGAGAAAGUAUAUGCGCCAAGUGGCAACUUAUUUCCAAAAUAUUCUUUUUGGCUAAAGCAUGCCCCAUACACAUCCCGGAGAAACCGAAUACAGCAUUCUUUACAAAUGCAAAAGGAAUGAAGACAGAAUGAUCUAAGGGAAAACCACUGCACAAUGUUUUUUUGUUUUCUUUUAAAAGAAGCAGAGUUCCAGCCAGACUAUGAUUAAAACAAAGUGUACAUUUAAAGGACCGUUAUGGGUAAAACAGGCCAUGCUCUAAUUCAUUAGCCAGUGUAAUGUUGGCACUAGGGACCCUGCAACUGCUAAAAUGACAUGCUCUAAUGAGUUCAUGUGUGUAGUGUUUCCACUAAAAUGGCCUUUUAACAUCAGGAACAUUGAAGUGCACUUUGUACAUUGUAACAUUUUGAUGUUUUUAUGUCUACACUGUUUUACUUUCUCUAUAAACUUAAUGAGACAUUACCAGAGAUUCUAAAUAAAAUAUGAAACCAUUUGAUUAUAUAUCAAAUAUAACAAUUGUCUAGAUGUAAUAAAGUACAAGGGACGUCUCCCCUUUAAUGGAAA
Molecule: messenger RNA, 1435 nt
Organism: Bombina bombina (fire-bellied toad)
Lineage: Eukaryota; Metazoa; Chordata; Amphibia; Anura; Bombinatoridae
Gene: TMEM177
Product: transmembrane protein 177
Exons: 2
Coding region: 59-994 (311 amino acids)
Source: RefSeq, a predicted model, not a curated record